AUGGCCAAAUGCAUCUGUGCUAUCGAUCCGUAUUGUCAAGUUCCAGCUGUUGCAUAUGAAUAUUUCUUUACACAAGGAACCGUUUCUGAUAGCGCCUCGUUUAAUUACGUUCCAGGCUGGAUUCAACGAUGUCUUGCUGUUGAUUCUCUUCUACUUUCAUCACUCGAAUGUUUGUAUGAAAAUUCCGCUUGUUUUCCAUUCUUACUGGCUAUUUUUUCUCAGUGGGAUGAGUAUCCACCUGAUCUUGUCCCAAUGAUUUAUGACCCAACAACGACUCGAUUCUCUCAGCAAGCAAAUAUUUCCACUAUAUUCAGAGAGAUGAUGAUUGAACAAUGGUAUUCUUCAAUAUCUUAUGAGUCAUUCUAUAACGCAUGUGCACCUACUUAUUGUGCUUAUUCUGAAAGAAUGCAUACAAAAAACUUUCUCGGAGUGAUCAUAACAUUACUAUCAAUGAUUGGUGGUAUGAUGGUUUCACUAAGAAUUUUCACACCUAUUCUUAUCAAAAUGGUUAUUCGAUUAUUGGUCAUGAUUAGGAAAGGCAGACAGCAACACCCACAACGAAUCCAUCAAAGUUUUUUCAUUCAAAUGAAGAUCAUCAUAUAUGAUGAUAUCAAAAUUUUGUCAACAAAACUACUUGACCUGAACAUAUUUGUAUCAUCGGAGUUUGGUAGCAAUGUUGAUCGACUCACAACUAAAAACUAUGGCCGAUGGGCAACUCGUCUCUAUGUUAUCUUAUUUCUUAGCAGUUUCAUCGUUCUCACCUUGUAUACAAUUAUUCAAUCACGUACUGUGACAACAACAUUCAUCCAACCCUCAUUUGAUACUUAUGAAAUAUUACAAGAAAUUCAUGGCAAUCAACUCAAAUGUUUAUGUUCACAGAUUGCAUCAGCAUACAAUGCGUUUGUUGGAAUAACACCAGUAUUUCAUCCAAUUUGUUCAAGUGAGUUCGUACAAAAAGAAUGGCACAUGAAAAUAAUAGAUGGCCUUAAAUUGAACUUCUCUACUUAUUCAUUCAAUGAUUAUCGUCGAUUCCUUUCUGCUCAUCUUCAAUAUCUUCAAGGAUUAUGUCGAAUCUCACAAGAUUCAGUUAACAAUGCGAUCAAUGAACUUCUUACGUCACUAUUGGUCACUACUGAACUUCUCUCUCAACAAGACUUUCAUCAUCGUAUCAACAUCACAAUCAAACAAAGUGAAUCCAAUGCUCCAAUUCUCUUAUCUCGUUUUCUCUUCAUCUUUCAAAGUGUGGUUCAUGGAAAUGCUUUUAUGACAACAUAUCAAACUAAUUUUCAAUAUUUUACUCGCUUUCAUGAUGCCGCCGAACUUUAUCUAUUUACAGAGGCAAUGGUCUAUGAUGAUAAUUGCUCAUGUGGACUAUCCCCACAUUGUACAACCCAAGCAAAUUUCAUUGAAAACAAUUCUUCAGAAAGAAUUGGACUUAUCGGACUCAGAAUAGGAUGUUUACCCAGUGAAUCUUUUCAUUUAUCAACUCUCGAAUGUUUUCAGAAUCAAUCAUGUGUUGAUCUACUUCAUCAAUACACAAACUAUCCAAACAUUACUGUUCCUCAUUUUAUUACAUCAAAUCACUUUCUACCAAAUACAACUGUUGAUGAGUUGAUAGGCCAUGCAUUUACUGAACAAUGGAAAACACAAAGGAACUAUUCACAAUACUAUCAUCGAUGUUCACCCUUAUCAUGUUCAUAUUCUUACACUGAAAAGUUCAAUAUCUUUUACAUCAUUGCACUUUUCCUCAGUCUUGAGGGUGGUUUGACGUUAGUUCUGAGAUGGAUUUGUCCGAAACUAAUUCGAACUGCAUUCAAAAUGCGUGAGUAUUAUCGUAGAAGACACAUGACAUCAGUUCAUCCUGCUCACUCACCUUCGACCACAUCAGAUCAUUUCGACUGUACUACUGAUCUUCAAGCAUCCAACCGAACAACUAUUUCAUGGACUCGGUAUUGUUCCAAAUUAAUUUUCGUAGCUAUCACACUGAUGCUCCUAAUGACUAUUAUUGCGAUAUUUUCGGUUUAUUAUGCGAGAAAAGUGAUGAAUAAAACAACAGGUCGAAAUGAGAAUACAACAACGAUAACAAGUACAAUGGUGACGAUAUCUUCGACUACGACAAAUUCAUUAUGUCAAAAUAAGUUUCGACUGGUGUCAACCAACAUUUCUUGUUUGGAUCGCACCGUGCAACGGCUUACUGUGACAAGUGGCGACUUCAACGGUGAUAAACGAAUGGAUCUGAUAUAUUCGUGCGGAUUUGAUGAAGAUGAGACAGUGGUUGUCUCGCUAAGUAAUGGAAAUGGAACAUUUUCUGAUUCAAUGAUCUUUGUCUUGCCCAGAUCUCAUCGGGUCAAAUCUAUUAAUAUAGCUGAUUUUAAUAAUGAUGAUCGAUCUGAUAUACUUCUAGUAAUGGGAAUUAAUGAUAUUCAGGGAAAGUUAAUGACAUUAUUAGGAAACGGCAAUGGAACAUUUCAAAAUUCAACGAUGUUGUCGCUUGGUGAUAUUGGUCAAAUAACUCAUGUCAAUAUUGCUGACUUGAAUAAUGAUAAUCGAUUUGAUGCGCUCCUAGCACUAUGGCUUGGUGAAACGGCAAUGUUAGCCAUUGUAUUCGGCUAUGGUAAUGGCACAUUUCAGACACAGUCUGUAGUAUCAUCUAUCGCAUCUGUGGGCAGUGUAGAUGAAUUAAUACUGAUUGAUAUUAAUAAGAAUAACAUGUUGGAUAUCGUUGUAUGUUAUGCAUUGCUUAAGAAUGUUCAUAUACUAUUUGGACAGAAUAAUGGAAGUUUUUCAUCGGCAUUUUCAUUAAUGAAACACGGGCUGAUGUCGAUGCCAUUAUGUAUUAUUGAUAUUAACAAUGACGGUUAUCUGGAUAUUGUCCUAUACAGUCCUGAAUCUUUGCAUAUCCACGUCUUUCUUGGAAGCGCAGAUGGAAUUUUUGAAAUGCCAACAUCGCUAUUCACCAGUUUUACUCCUACGAUCAAAUAUGUAAUAACUGGUGACUUCGAUAGUGACAAUCAAUCUGAUAUUGCUGUUUUUUACAAUGGGAAAGAUCUUGAAUAUAUAGUCUAUAAUUAUUUUAAUGAUAGUUUCCGACGGAAAGAAAAAAUCGAUGUGAAAUUACUUGGAAAAAUGGAUAAAUUUCUUGUGAGUGAUAUAAAUAAUGAUAAUCAUGUGGAUAUUGUUAUUGAUAUUGUUAUUGAUAUUGAUAUAUACCCUUCCCACGCUAUCGAUGUACUAUUUGGAUAUGGAAACAAUCGAUUUUCUGCACAAAGGGUUUAUUCGAAUGAGCAGCGUUCUCGUGAUUGGUUUGGUGUUAUCGAUGUGAAUAAUGAUAAUUAUGAAGAUAUAGUCAGUAUUAGUAUGGUGUCGAAGGUUAUUGACGUUCUGUUAAAUAAACAUGAAUGCUCUAUUUUCUGA
Messenger RNA from Adineta ricciae, 3414 nucleotides. Lineage: Eukaryota; Metazoa; Rotifera; Eurotatoria; Adinetida; Adinetidae. The record is from the annotation of a GenBank genome assembly.